Messenger RNA from Misgurnus anguillicaudatus (oriental weatherfish), 939 nucleotides. Lineage: Eukaryota; Metazoa; Chordata; Actinopteri; Cypriniformes; Cobitidae. The record is from RefSeq and is a predicted model, not a curated record.
AAAACUAUACACACAGAUAGCACGGAUGAUAUCUGUGUGUGCAAUACAUGGAGGUGUGGCACCAAAUUUCUUCUCGGAGAGGUUGUUUAAUCAGGUGUGUGAUAAACCCACUGCCCGUGCAACAUUGGAUGAAGUGAGUGAUGUCACAUUCAAAGAAAAACUACUAAAAAUUAAAGAAGCAAGAACUGUUGAAGAUGCAAAAGCUGCAAUAGAGGAGGCAGAGGACAGCCUGGCUAUUGUUGGGUCUUGCAGAAUCAUCACAACACUGAAGCAGAGGGAUGCCCUUGUGCAAUCUGCUGUCAAUUUCUUUGUUGAGGGCAGAUUAAAUGUUGCAUUGCAACAGUUUGUGGAGGGCUUCACCACACUUGGACUCCUCAAAGAGAUGAGAGCACACCCAGAUCUGUUCCGUAGCAUGUUUGUGAAGGAUGUGAGGCCUUUGAAGGCUAGCGACCUCUCAACACUUUUCCAAGUCAGCUUUUCAGCAUCAGGGACACACAAAAGAGAGCUAGAAAACCAGACCGUAUGCUACUGGCGAGACUGGCUAAUUGAUGUUGAAGAAGGAGAAUGUGCGCCACUAACUUUGGAGAAUGUGCUCGAGUUCGCAUCUGGGGCUUCCACGAUACCUCCCUGCGGUUUUUUCCCUCAGCCCACAAUUGAAGUCUUUCCAGAAGAACUUGGCAAAAUAUUUCCUGAAGCAAAUACGUGUGUCCUUGUUCUAAAAUUACCGGUUCACAAAGACUAUGAUUCUUUUAAAGCACAAAUGUGCAAUGCUGUGCUUUGGGCACCAACAUUUGGAUUAGUUUAAAAAUGUACCAGGUUCAUUGUGCACUUUAUUUAUAGCUCAUUUUAGAAGUUUUAUAGUGCACUAUUCAAUAUGUUAAAAUUAAGCUUUUAAAUCAGAACUGAGUUUUGUUGAAUUUAAGCUUUUAAAUAAGUUUU